CAUACAUUCAUCUUUCUUUAGUUAGUCAAUUUUUUUUCCAUCAAUCACAAUCACAAUGAAUGUUCUCUUUGAUUGUGUAAAUUUACAAAUAUUUUAUAUGUAGAAUGGAAUCAAAUUAAACCAUUAAAUUUGUUUAAUUACAACUUACUUUAUAAAAUUUUUAUUAAUUUUAACUAUUUUUUUAUUAGAGGGUGGGUUGGAAAAUGAAGAACUGAAUUAAUAUCAAACCAAUAAUUUUUUCUAAAAAGUGAUAUGUACCCUCCAACUGAUCGACACUAUAGCAAAUUCUCGAUCCAAAGCCUUAAAAAUGAAAAUUAAAUCAAAAUAAAAAACUAAUCAAAGUUAUUUCUACCCUUCACCCUCCUAGGGGGCUCUAAUAGCUCUUCAAAUGGAUCUCCAAACUCAAAAAAAGAGAUCAUUUUUAAGCCUUUAUACAUUAAAAAUACAUUUCACCAUUAAAAAACAUUCAUAUAUUUUGUCACUUAUCAUUUUCAUUAUUAUUCUUAUCAUCAAAAUAUCUAGUAUUAAAACCCUUAAUAAUUUCCAUUAUUAUAUUGGCUUUCCUAGUUCAAAAAACUAUGAAAAACUAGGUUGUGAUUACUCUAAUGGCGAAUGGAUAUGGGAUGAAAACUACCCUUUUCAUGGAUACAAUGAGAGUUGCAGGUUUCUGGAUCCGGGUUUUCGAUGCCAUGAAAAUGGACGUGUGAAUCAAAGCUUUCGACAUUGGCGAUGGCAACCUCGUGGAUGUGAUCUUCCUAGGUUCAAUGCAAGUGAUUUUUUAGAUAGAAUCAGAAAUGGAAGAAUAAUAUUUGCAGGAGAUUCAAUAGGACGAAACCAAUGGGAGUCAUUGUUAUGCAUGCUAUCAAAAGGAGUCUCAAACCAAUCUUCAAUAUAUGAAGUAAAUGGAGUUCCUAUAAGCAAGCACAAAACAUAUUUAUCAAUCCUUUUUCAAGAGUUUAACGUAAGUAUCGAGUAUUAUCGACUUCCUUUCCUUGUUGUUGUUGCUCGCCCUCCUCCGAACUCACCUACACAAGUACGUGGAGUCAUCAAGAUUGAUGAACUCCAUUGGUGGUCUCGCAAAUGGCCAGGAGCUCAUGUCUACGUCUUCAAUAAUGGUCAUUGGUGGAAUGAUGCCAAAACUAUCGCUUCGGGCCUUUACUUUGAGGAAAAGGGAGUUGUAAAUAUGACAAUGGAUUAUACAGAAGCAUUUCGGAGAUCAAUGAGGACAUUGAAAACAUGGGCAGACCAACACUUAAACCCACAAAGUAGUCGGAUUGUCCUUCGUAGCUAUUCAUCUGUUCAUUACAGGAAUGGAACGUGGGAUACGGGGGGGACUUGUAGAGAUAAUCAGGCACCUGAGACGAGCAGGAAAAGGGUGCAGGCAGAUCCGCUGCUCAACCAGUACACUCUAGAUGUGGUUAAAGAAAUGGAAGCCAAUAAAAUGAAGGUCGGUUUUCUGAAUAUUACGUAUCUGUCUGAAUUCAGAAACGAUGGCCAUCCAUCGAUCCAUCUUGAACCAACGUUUAAAAAGUCCAAUAAAAAUCCCUAUGUAGAAGUAGAAGACUGUAGUCAUUGGUGUCUUCCGGGAGUUCCUGACACGUGGAACGAGCUUCUUUACGCUUGGCUACUGGCAGAUGAUUUUAGGACCACGAGAAACUAA
Molecule: messenger RNA, 1660 nt
Organism: Amaranthus tricolor (Joseph's coat)
Lineage: Eukaryota; Viridiplantae; Streptophyta; Magnoliopsida; Caryophyllales; Amaranthaceae
Product: protein trichome birefringence-like 9
Exons: 4
Coding region: 389-1660 (423 amino acids)
Cellular component (GO): Golgi apparatus
Molecular function (GO): O-acetyltransferase activity
Source: RefSeq, a predicted model, not a curated record